Messenger RNA from Cynocephalus volans (Philippine flying lemur), 4145 nucleotides. RefSeq names its product beta-secretase 1 (gene BACE1). NCBI's taxonomy places the organism in Eukaryota, Metazoa, Chordata, Mammalia, Dermoptera, Cynocephalidae. Gene Ontology annotation, cellular component: endosome; plasma membrane; trans-Golgi network. Gene Ontology annotation, molecular function: aspartic-type endopeptidase activity. The record is from RefSeq and is a predicted model, not a curated record. Gene Ontology annotation, biological process: membrane protein ectodomain proteolysis; amyloid-beta metabolic process.
CCAGCCCGCCUGGGAGCAGAGAGCUGGGAACUGGAUUAUGGUGGCCUGAGCAGCCAACGCAGCAGCAGGAGCCCAAAGCCCCUGGCCCUUCCCAUGUCGCCGAUCCAUCAAGGGUACCAGGAAAGCAGCUGCUGCCUGUGAUCUGCCAUGCCCGCCCCUCCCAACCCCCCGAGGGGCCCAAGCCCGCUGCUGAGGCUGGCCACCGGCAGCCAGAUGUAGCCAGCUUCUGGAUCCCAGUCUCUCCCCUUCUCUCGUGCUCUGCGGAUUUCUCCAGCCUGCUUUCCACGGCCUGGACCCGGGGACUGGCUGAGGGGCCUGCAGGCUCCGGAAUCCUGAUGCCUCCAAGCUCCCUCUCCUGAGAAGCCACCACCACCAGCACCCAGACUUGGGGGCAGUCGACAGAGACAGACGUGGGCCAGCGUGAGCCCAGAGGGCCUGAAGGCCAGGGCCCACCAUGGCCCAUGCCCUGCCCUGGCUCCUGCUGUGGGUGGGCUCAGCAGUGCUGCCUGCCCUCAGCACUCAGGCCGGCAUCCGGCUGCCCCUGCGCAGCGGCCUGGGGGGGGGGCCGCUGGGGCUGCGGCUGCCCCGGGAGACCGAGGAGGAGCCUGAGGAGUCCGGCCCAAGGGGCAGCUUUGUGGAUAUGGUGGAUAACCUGAGGGGCAAGUCAGGUCAGGGCUACUACGUGGAGAUGACCGUGGGCAGCCCUCCGCAGACGCUUAACAUCCUCGUGGAUACAGGCAGCAGUAACUUUGCAGUGGGGGCUGCCCCCCAUCCUUUCCUACAUCGCUACUACCAGAGGCAGCUGUCGAGCACAUAUCGGGACCUCCGGAAGGGCGUGUAUGUGCCCUACACCCAGGGCAAGUGGGAAGGGGAGCUGGGCACCGACCUGGUGAGCAUCCCCCAUGGCCCCAACGUCACUGUGCGUGCCAACAUUGCUGCCAUCACUGAAUCAGACAAGUUCUUCAUCAACGGCUCCAACUGGGAGGGCAUCCUGGGGCUGGCCUAUGCUGAGAUUGCCAGGCCCGACGACUCCCUGGAGCCCUUCUUUGACUCUCUGGUAAAGCAGACACACGUUCCCAACCUCUUCUCCCUGCAGCUCUGUGGCGCUGGCUUCCCCCUCAACCAGUCCGAAGUGUUAGCCUCAGUUGGAGGGAGUAUGAUCAUUGGGGGUAUUGACCACUCUUUAUACACGGGAAGUCUCUGGUACACACCCAUCCGGCGGGAGUGGUAUUAUGAGGUGAUCAUUGUGCGGGUGGAGAUCAAUGGACAAGAUCUGAAAAUGGACUGCAAGGAGUACAACUACGACAAGAGCAUCGUGGACAGUGGCACCACCAACCUUCGUUUGCCCAAGAAAGUGUUUGAAGCUGCAGUCAAAUCCAUCAAGGCAGCCUCCUCGACGGAGAAGUUCCCAGACGGUUUCUGGCUAGGAGAACAGCUGGUGUGCUGGCAAGCAGGCACCACCCCCUGGAACAUUUUCCCAGUCAUCUCACUCUACCUAAUGGGUGAGGUCACCAAUCAGUCCUUCCGCAUCACCAUCCUUCCACAGCAAUACUUGCGGCCAGUGGAAGACGUGGCCACAUCCCAAGACGAUUGUUACAAGUUUGCCAUCUCACAGUCCUCCACAGGCACUGUUAUGGGAGCUGUUAUCAUGGAGGGCUUCUACGUUGUCUUUGAUCGGGCCCGAAAACGAAUCGGCUUUGCUGUCAGCACUUGCCAUGUGCACGAUGAGUUCAGGACAGCAGCGGUGGAAGGCCCUUUUGUCACACCGGACACGGAAGACUGUGGCUACAACAUUCCACAGACAGACGAAUCAACGCUCAUGACCAUAGCCUACGUCAUGGCUGCCAUCUGCGCCCUCUUCAUGCUGCCACUCUGCCUCAUGGUGUGUCAGUGGCGCUGCCUCCGCUGCCUGCGCCAUCAGCAUGAUGACUUUGCUGAUGACAUCUCCCUGCUGAAGUGAGGAGGCCCAUGGCAGAAAACAGAGAUUCCCCUGGACCACAUCUGGGUGGUUCACUUUGGUCACAAGGAGGAGACACAGAUGGCACCUGUGGCCAGAGCACCUCAGGACCCUCACCCACCCACCAAAUGCCUCUGCCUUGACAGAAAAGAAGGAAAAGAAGGCAAGGUGGGUUACAGGCACUGCACCUGUAGGAAACAGGAGGGAACAAAAAAGCACUCUCAUGGCGGGAAUACUCUUGGUCGCCUCAAACUUGAGUUGGAAAUUUCUGCUGCUUGAAACUUUAGCCCUGAACCUUCACCCAUCAUCCCUUCAGAUUCUCCAACCCACAGUACUCUUCUUUUCUUAGUUCCAGAAGUACUGGUAUCACGCCCAGGUUACCCCAGUGUGUGCGUCCCUGUGGUACCCUAGCAGAGAAAGGGCCAAUCUCGUUUCCCUGCUGGCCGAAGUCAGUAGGAGAAGGUGCACAGUUUGCUAUUUGCUUUAGAGAUAGGGACUGUAUGAACAAGCCUAACACUGGUGCAAAGGUUGCCUCUUGAAUUAAACAAAAAAUAAUUACAUUGAAUGUUUGUACAAAUGGGGGUGGUUGGAAAGAGAACGAGAAGGAGUACAGAGAGAGAAAACAGUUGGGAUCAAAGCUAGGAAAGGCAGAAACAUAACCACUUGCCAGUCCCAGUUUUAGACCUCAUCUCUAAGACAGAAUUCCAUCUCAUAAGAUGGGUGUUGUUUCCCAAUGUUUGCAUUUCUGCAGUUGAAGCCUGACCAAAAGUGAGAUAGGAAGAAGGGCUUAUCUAGCCAAAGAGCUCUUUUUAGCUCUCUUAAAUGAAAAGUGCCCACUAAGAAGUUCCAUUUAACAAAGAAUUUCUAUCUUUUUUUUUUUUUUUUUUUUUUUUUUUUUUAAAGAUGACCGGUAAGGGGAUCUUAACCCUUGACUUGGUGUUGUGAGCACCACGCUCAGCCAGUGAGCGAACCGGCCAUCCGUAUAUGGGAUCCGAACCCGGGGCCUUGGUGUUCUCAGCACCACACUCUCCCGAGUGAGCCACGGGCCGGCCCAGAAUUUCUAUCUUAUUAAUUCCACUUGUCUCUACCCAAACACUUUAUUCUAUAAGUGAUAGGGAGUGCUGAAAUAUCCCAAUCCUCUAAGCCCCAGGUGCCCUAUGGGAGAGCAAUUGGAUAGCAGGGCUGGGCUCUGCCUUCCUAGUUCACUGGUUCACUCCUUCCCCCAAAUCCCUAUUCUUCUAAAGCUUUGCAGCUGAGGUGCUAGAAGGAAUAGACAGGAGACCUCUCCUACCCAAUUCUUGAAAACCCGAAGAAUCCUAAAGAUUCAUUCAUGUAUAGGGUUGAUGCUCCCUAUACCUCUGCCUGGAUUUCUUCCUGUUCAGCUGCAAGGAGUGGUGAAGAUCUUUACAUAAUAGAUACAGAGCAGUUUCAAUGCCUUCUCACCCUCUCUAAUGGCCCCUCCAUUUAUUUGGCUAAGGCAUCACACAGUGGCAUUAGUAUUAUACUAAGAGGGUCGGAAACACAGGACUUUCUGGUUCUAACAUCAUUGCAUUUGGUAUCAAGGUUGCCUGGAGAAAGGAUGGCAGCCUCAGGGCUUCCUUAUUUCUGUCACCACAAUAGCCACUUGAUGGAGGCCAUCUUUUUUCCCUAUCCUGCUCUCUAAUCUCCACUCCUAAUAGUACAUGGAUACCCAGGCUGGUUCUUGGGCUAGGUAGUGGGGACUAUUACCUCCCUAUCAGUUCUAACACAGUAGACUAUGGUACCAGUGUUGGUGGGAAGAGCUGAACUUUCAUGAUAUACCCACUGGCCACAUCCUAUUUCUAUCUGGUCAACACAAUGCUUCCAGGUAUGGGACAUGCCGAGUGUGGAAUCACCUGAUAAGGGAGAGGGAUAUACAAAGAAGUCCUCUGGAGUUCUUGGCCUCUGCCAGCUGCCCACAAGCCAUAAACCAAUAAAACAAAAAUACUGAGUCAGUUUUUUUUAUCUGGGUUUUCUUCAUUCUCAUUGCACUUGGUGCUGCUUUGGCUGACUGGGAACAUCCUAUAAUUACAAAGACUGACAGGAAGACUGGAGAUUGUCCUCUUCCAGCUCAGAACUUACUGUGUAAAUAAACUUCCAGAAUUGCUACUGUGAAAUGAAAAUGCCACAUUCUGCUUUAUAAUUUCUAUCCACAAUGGGGAAAACUGGC